UGGGCGUGUCUUUGGCGUAUGGGCGGAUUUUUAAUUUAUUUUUAUAAUUGCUGGUUGUGGAAAAAUGUCUUCAGUGCCUGAUGGCAAGAAAUUGGUUCGAAGCCCAAGUGGACUUCGAAUGGUCCCGGAGAAUGGAGCGUUUAACAGCCCUUUUUCGUUAGAUGAACCUCAGUGGGUCCCGGACAAAGAGUGCCCAAGCUGUAUGCAGUGCACCAACAAAUUUGACUUCCUUACAAGAAAGCACCACUGCCGACGGUGUGGCCGGUGUUUCUGUGAUAAGUGCUGCAGUAAGAAGGUGACUCUUCCCCGGAUGUGCUUCGUUGACCCGGUCCGGCAGUGUGGAGAGUGCAGCCGGGUCUCCCAGAAGGAAAUGGAGUUCUAUGACAAACAGCUUAAAGUGCUAAUGGGAGGUGGUACAUUUAUUGUCACUUUGGGCACCUCCGAGAAGUCUGAGACCAUGACGUGUCGUCUCUCCAACAACCACAGGUACCUCUUCUUAGAUGGGGAGAGCCAUUUUGAGGUGGAGCUGUCUCGGAUCUCCAGUAUGCAGGUGUUGACAGAGGAGUCCACCCCCGAAGAGAAUGACAUUCACACUUACACCAGUCUGCUGGACAGUCAGUCUUUCUCUGAAGGUGGAAACUGCAGGGCCAGUGGCAUGUUGCUCCACUACAAACCAAUGGGCUCUCAGGACCCCAAGCAGCUACGCAUGGAGGCAGCAGAGGACAAGAAAACCACCUCCUCAUGGCUUGCUGCCAUGCACAAGGUACACCACCAUAACAGUCUGGCUUGUUUUUUAAUAGGAAUGUUAUAUUUGACUUAAAAUGUUACUGGACUGUAUGGUGUGAUAUCCAAGCUUCAGACCCGCCAUUGCGUACUGUGUGUGUAUAUGGCUGAAAUAGUUAUUUUGUAUAGCUCUGCCUGUACUACAUCUGUUCCCUAACAGGGUGCCAAACUGCUGUAUGAAGCUCGGGACCAGUGACUGGGUUAAAUGCGGAAGACACAUUUCAGUUGAAUGUAAUCAGUUGUACAACUGACUAGGUAUCCCCCUUUUCCCUUUCAUUGCUAAGAUGACUAGAGAGUGAGAUGGCACAGACCAAGUGUUUUCUUUCCUACCCUUAAGUCUCUCAUUCUCUAAAUGUAGACAGCAGACUUUAGCCACACUUCACUUGAAUUAUUUGGCCAAUAACCCAUCCUAAUACUGCCAUCUAUGUAAUGCUAUAAUAGACAUAAGACACUUGGCAUAACCCUUUCCCCUCACCACCAUUAAUGUGACAAAUUACCUUAAAAGCAUCUUGUAGGGUCUGUGACACAUAGUUCAAGUGAAGUUUCUUUAUAUAUUCUGUCUAUGCUCUGCUUUCAGUGCUGACAGAUUAUUCACUGAUUCUAGUGAAAUACACUACCGGUCAAAAGUUUUAGAACACCUACUCAUUCAAGUGUUUUUCUUUAUUUUACUGUUUUCUACAUUGUAGAGUAAUAGUGAAGACAAACUAUGAAGUAACACCUUAUGGAAUCAUGUA
Messenger RNA from Oncorhynchus gorbuscha (pink salmon), 1517 nucleotides. RefSeq names its product zinc finger FYVE domain-containing protein 21-like. The coding region runs from base 65 to 820 and encodes 251 amino acids. NCBI's taxonomy places the organism in Eukaryota, Metazoa, Chordata, Actinopteri, Salmoniformes, Salmonidae. The record is from RefSeq and is a predicted model, not a curated record. The transcript is spliced from 7 exons. Gene Ontology annotation, molecular function: metal ion binding.